Messenger RNA from Colletotrichum lupini, 348 nucleotides. RefSeq lists its product as uncharacterized. The record is from RefSeq and is a predicted model, not a curated record. Bases 1 to 348 code for a protein of 115 amino acids. The transcript has 2 exons. NCBI's taxonomy places the organism in Eukaryota, Fungi, Ascomycota, Sordariomycetes, Glomerellales, Glomerellaceae.
AUGGGUAUAUUUUUGAGAAUUAAGUGCAACACGUCUUUUCCAAACUCCGAGCUGAAUACCAAAAUAGUUGAGACUGUGAAGACCAAGGGGCGCCAAGUCCACAAGUACCUGCCCCUGUCAACCCCGAUUUGCAGCAGGCCCCGGCCACUGAAAGUCCAUCGACACAGGUGUGUCCAGCGCGCGUCGUCAAUUUACUUGCCAACCAAAAAGUUGCGCGCGGUCAACCUCCCCAACAACACCUCACCCCAAGAUAAACACGGCCACGAUCUGGUCCACAACGUCCCUUCAUUCUCACCCGAGUCACUCGUGCUGAAGACCCAGAUCGGGAUGCUCCAUCUCGAAUUUUAA